AUCGGACAAGCCAUGGCGCUCAGCCCCGAGGAAGACCGGUACUUUGGAUCGAAGCUUCUCUUCCAUGAAGUCCAGACCUUGCUCUUGAUGACGCCCGAGGUCGACGCGACGCCCGACGACAAGGACGCACUCGCGGUAGCGCGCAAGCUCUUCGCUGUCGGCGAAGCGCAGCAGUACGUGGCGUUGCAGCCGUCAACGACCCAAACGUCCGAGCCACCGCUGCUGGGCUUAACGCCCCAUGCGAUUCGAGCAGCGUGGGGACUCCGAGACCCCGACCACGUCGACAGCUUGCGCGAGCGCAUUCGGACCUCGCUCCUACCCGACGUCGAGCGUCGCAUCAAGGACAAGUGCCGGCUGCUCUGCGAUGUGACGUGCCCUUUGCAAGGCGACGCGCCGUCGCUGCCGUUUGCGCUCGUCGAGCAGCUCCCCGAGACGCUCUCGGCACUCCAAGCCGCCUCAACUGCUCUCGAGAAAGAACUGAUUGGGCUCGAAGAAGCCCACGAUGUUCGCGUCCAGGAGAUGGGGGCGCUCGUCGAGGCCAUGGGCGCGGUGCUCCUGCGCACGAUCCGUGUCCGUGACCAGUCGCCGUUCGUGACCAAGAAGAUCGCCUGCCUCGAGGCGUACAUUAGCGCCAUGCACGAAAAGACUGCGCUGCUUACAAAGCAAAUGCUCAAUGAAACGUACACGGAGCGGAAGCUCCACGCCCUCCGCGCCAUUCGAGAGAAGCUCGAGGGUCGAUACGCCGCCGCGACGCAAGCGCAGAACGAGGUUCAAGCACGGCUGCAGCAGUACGAACUGCUGGGGCCUGCGUUUGCAGCGACCGCCGACCAGUUCGCGGUCGUUCAGCGCAAGAUUGCCGAGAAGGAGAAAUGGAUCGCUUCUCUCGAUGCUUAAUGCAACGUACAAGAGCGUUGAGGAGGUCGACUCAAGCAUGACGGAGCGGCGACGCUUGCAUCGCAUGGACGUCGUACGUGGCGCGCGCGUUCUCUUCACGAGCGCGGAGCUCGUUGUAGACUAACUGCGCUUGCUGGAGCUGUCCCAAGAGAAGUCUCUUCUUCUUCUC
Molecule: messenger RNA, 1063 nt
Organism: Saprolegnia diclina VS20
Lineage: Eukaryota; Oomycota; Saprolegniomycetes; Saprolegniales; Saprolegniaceae
Exons: 10
Coding region: 13-894 (293 amino acids)
Biological process (GO): centrosome cycle; spindle assembly
Cellular component (GO): HAUS complex
Molecular function (GO): microtubule minus-end binding
Source: RefSeq, a predicted model, not a curated record